AAAAAGAAUUUUGACAUUUUAAUUUAAUAUUGUUAUGAAUGGAAAAGAAAGUAUUACACUUUCUCAGAAAGAAAAAGAAGAUAGAAUUCGACAAUUCAGAGAACAACAGGAAGAAGAACGACAGCGCCGACUAUACGAACUACAGCAUGCAACAAUUCAAGCACAGAAACAUAGAGAACAACUGGAAGAUGAACGUCGCAAAAAGAUAAAAGAAUUACGAAUAAAAGAGAUAGAAAGAAGGCAAGCUGUUGAAGAAAGAAAAAGAAUGAUUUGGGAAGCUGAGCAGGAGAGAAAAGAAGCAAUUUUAAAAAGAAACUUAGAACGUGAAGCAAGGAUAGAAGCAAGACGGAAUGCUCAAAGAAAUGCCAUGUCAUAUGCAUUUGGCAGUUCUACUCCUCGAUCAUUUGAUCUAGAUUUAGUAGCUUUAGGUUCUAGUCGUCUUGCUUCUCAAGGUUCAAUUGUCUUAUCUGCUUCAAGCAGUCAUCAAAUAGAUGAAAAAGAACAUGAUUCUAAAAAGUUCCUAAAAUCAAAUUGUUUAGAUAGAAAACCAGAAGACAAUACCUACCACGCAGAAGAAUUUAUUCAAGAUACUAUCCAAACUCAAGCGACAAAUUCUGAUUCAUUUGCUCAGCUUACAAAUGAGUCUGAAGUUAAGAACAGAAAUUUUUCUGAUGCAAUCUCUGAUGAUAAAGAUUAUAACACAAUGUCCAAAAUCAAUGAUUUAUCCCUGAGUCUCAAGAAACAGUGUCAUCCAUACAGUUUAGGUUCUCUUAUUGGCUCGGGGGCCGUAGUGGGUGAGUAAGGGCUAUAUGCUGAUGGCAUGAUUAGAUCUGCUCUGGCAUAUGUAAAUGUCUUCUGCUUGACAUAUAUCUUAAGUUUUAAAAUAAGCUUGAAAAAGCAAAUCACCUGCAUGUUACUGUAGACUUUUGAGCAGACUUGCAACAUCAAAUGGAAUGUAUAAUGUUUUGUGGUUUAAUAUAACAGAUUUUAAUUCUAUAAUAUGUUAAAAUGGAACUUUAAUGACAGUUUGUUAUAUAAGCAAUAUAAUAUCACAGCAAUAAAAAAAUGUUUAAGCAACACUUUUUUCAUAGCUAAAAGAAGAUUCUUAUAUAAAUAAUUUAUGAA
Centruroides sculpturatus (bark scorpion) is the source of this 1125-nucleotide messenger RNA. Its product is annotated as ensconsin-like. The record is from RefSeq and is a predicted model, not a curated record. Bases 35 to 802 code for a protein of 255 amino acids. NCBI's taxonomy places the organism in Eukaryota, Metazoa, Arthropoda, Arachnida, Scorpiones, Buthidae. The transcript has 4 exons.